Molecule: messenger RNA, 2106 nt
Organism: Homo sapiens (human)
Lineage: Eukaryota; Metazoa; Chordata; Mammalia; Primates; Hominidae
Gene: FCRLA
Product: Fc receptor like A
Exons: 6
Coding region: 37-1134 (365 amino acids)
Cellular component (GO): cytoplasm
Source: RefSeq, marked reviewed
AGUGUUGGGGUUGCAGGAGACCUAAACACAGUCACCAUGAAGCUGGGCUGUGUCCUCAUGGCCUGGGCCCUCUACCUUUCCCUUGGUGUGCUCUGGGUGGCCCAGAUGCUACUGGCAGCUGGAUGUCAUGCCGCUGCCAGUUUUGAGACGCUGCAGUGUGAGGGACCUGUCUGCACUGAGGAGAGCAGCUGCCACACGGAGGAUGACUUGACUGAUGCAAGGGAAGCUGGCUUCCAGGUCAAGGCCUACACUUUCAGUGAACCCUUCCACCUGAUUGUGUCCUAUGACUGGCUGAUCCUCCAAGGUCCAGCCAAGCCAGUUUUUGAAGGGGACCUGCUGGUUCUGCGCUGCCAGGCCUGGCAAGACUGGCCACUGACUCAGGUGACCUUCUACCGAGAUGGCUCAGCUCUGGGUCCCCCCGGGCCUAACAGGGAAUUCUCCAUCACCGUGGUACAAAAGGCAGACAGCGGGCACUACCACUGCAGUGGCAUCUUCCAGAGCCCUGGUCCUGGGAUCCCAGAAACAGCAUCUGUUGUGGCUAUCACAGUCCAAGAACUGUUUCCAGCGCCAAUUCUCAGAGCUGUACCCUCAGCUGAACCCCAAGCAGGAAGCCCCAUGACCCUGAGUUGUCAGACAAAGUUGCCCCUGCAGAGGUCAGCUGCCCGCCUCCUCUUCUCCUUCUACAAGGAUGGAAGGAUAGUGCAAAGCAGGGGGCUCUCCUCAGAAUUCCAGAUCCCCACAGCUUCAGAAGAUCACUCCGGGUCAUACUGGUGUGAGGCAGCCACUGAGGACAACCAAGUUUGGAAACAGAGCCCCCAGCUAGAGAUCAGAGUGCAGGGUGCUUCCAGCUCUGCUGCACCUCCCACAUUGAAUCCAGCUCCUCAGAAAUCAGCUGCUCCAGGAACUGCUCCUGAGGAGGCCCCUGGGCCUCUGCCUCCGCCGCCAACCCCAUCUUCUGAGGAUCCAGGCUUUUCUUCUCCUCUGGGGAUGCCAGAUCCUCAUCUGUAUCACCAGAUGGGCCUUCUUCUCAAACACAUGCAGGAUGUGAGAGUCCUCCUCGGUCACCUGCUCAUGGAGUUGAGGGAAUUAUCUGGCCACCGGAAGCCUGGGACCACAAAGGCUACUGCUGAAUAGAAGUAAACAGUUCAUCCAUGAUCUCACUUAACCACCCCAAUAAAUCUGAUUCUUUAUUUUCUCUUCCUGUCCUGCACAUAUGCAUAAGUACUUUUACAAGUUGUCCCAGUGUUUUGUUAGAAUAAUGUAGUUAGGUGAGUGUAAAUAAAUUUAUAUAAAGUGAGAAUUAGAGUUUAGCUAUAAUUGUGUAUUCUCUCUUAACACAACAGAAUUCUGCUGUCUAGAUCAGGAAUUUCUAUCUGUUAUAUCGACCAGAAUGUUGUGAUUUAAAGAGAACUAAUGGAAGUGGAUUGAAUACAGCAGUCUCAACUGGGGGCAAUUUUGCCCCCCAGAGGACAUUGGGCAAUGUUUGGAGACAUUUUGGUCAUUAUACUUGGGGGGUUGGGGGAUGGUGGGAUGUGUGUGCUACUGGCAUCCAGUAAAUAGAAGCCAGGGGUGCCGCUAAACAUCCUAUAAUGCACAGGGCAGUACCCCACAACGAAAAAUAAUCUGGCCCAAAAUGUCAGUUGUACUGAGUUUGAGAAACCCCAGCCUAAUGAAACCCUAGGUGUUGGGCUCUGGAAUGGGACUUUGUCCCUUCUAAUUAUUAUCUCUUUCCAGCCUCAUUCAGCUAUUCUUACUGACAUACCAGUCUUUAGCUGGUGCUAUGGUCUGUUCUUUAGUUCUAGUUUGUAUCCCCUCAAAAGCCAUUAUGUUGAAAUCCUAAUCCCCAAGGUGAUGGCAUUAAGAAGUGGGCCUUUGGGAAGUGAUUAGAUCAGGAGUGCAGAGCCCUCAUGAUUAGGAUUAGUGCCCUUAUUUAAAAAGGCCCCAGAGAGCUAACUCACCCUUCCACCAUAUGAGGACGUGGCAAGAAGAUGACAUGUAUGAGAACCAAAAAACAGCUGUCGCCAAACACCGACUCUGUCGUUGCCUUGAUCUUGAACUUCCAGCCUCCAGAACUAUGAGAAAUAAAAUUCUGUUGUUUGUAAGCUA